GCUUGCUGCGCGCUCGCUGCGCACGCUGCGGGGCGGCGUCCGGCAGGUGGGAACGGGCGAGGGAGGCCCCGGGCCAGCGCCCUCCGGGUUGCGGUCACACAGGGAAAGGAAGACCGGCCAGCUCCCCGCAGCCCCCGGAGAACACGCGUGGUGCCCGGACCAAAUCUUAGAGACUGCGAAGGAUCUCAUGAACUCCUAGAACAAGACCUUCCUUGUGGUUUUCUGCUUUGUUAGUCUUUCGAGACAGUGUCUCCGUGUAGACCAGGCUGGCCUCGAACUCCGAGACCCGCCUGCCUCUGCCUCCCCAGUGCCGGGACUAACGGCGUGCAUCUCUGUCCACCGCCCGGCUGAGAGGAAACUGACGCUGAGCAGAUCGCAGGCCUCCAUGUGGGACUCCCCCACCCCACCCGACCCCACGCUUUUAUAAUGGACGUUGUCUUUUGGAAACCUCUUAUCAAAGCUGGGUGGGCUGCCAUGAGCCUGCCAUGCCAGCCCUGGAGAAGAGGAGGCAGAUGAGGCAGGAUUUAGAGACCGGUUCCAGCCAGCCUGGGCAGCAGGGCUCAGAAUGAAAACUUUUAUUUACUUGAGAUGAAACGGAGUACAGAAAGGGAUCCCAGAUGCGAGCUGUGGUAAAAUAAUGUUUUAAAAAUUGUGUUUAUUUACCAUUUAAAGAACGUUAGCAUUUAAUGAGCCUCCCUGUGUGGCUUUUCUCAACACCCUUAAUCUCCUUACUCUUGUGCUGGGGAAUUUGGUCUCUGCAAUGGCAGGCUCCUUGGCCAGCUUGCCUCGCCCCAGACCCACCACACCAGUGACGGGAGCAGCUCCAGUCUUGACCGGUGUCGCUCAGUGACCAGUGUCCACCGUUUACCAGGGUUGACAGUUGGGCAGAAGCUCUGGUUCCUCGUUUAGUGGCAAUGACUUGUACAAACUUUCCCAGAGUGGUGAGGCAUGCUGGCUGCCAGCACCCUCCGCCCCUCCUGGGCACUUCCAGCACUUACCAACGUGGCAAUAGCUGUGGCUCCCGGAGCCCUGGAAUCCAGUCUUGUUCUGUCUGGGUGGCAUGGUGGCUUAAAGGAAAGAGGGAGGCUGGGCUUUCUGAACAAGAUCUCAUGCAGCCCUGGCUGACCUCCAGCCGGUUAUGUAGCCCGGGAACUGCUGUGAGCCCGUGCUGUUCCUGUCGCCACUGCUCGAGUGCUCGGGUUCCAGGGGUGCACCGUGGUGCCAGGCUCACUCGGACGGCUGAAAAGGCUUUGAAGUGACUGAAGAGCCCCAGCCUGCUUCCUGUGUUUCCUGACCGUCUCAUGAGUCAUACCUGCCCUGCCUCGUCACUUACUAAAUUACCAAGGACUGGGGCUGGAGGCCGUUCAGGUGCUCAAGACUGGGUGUUGAAGGAUUCUGUUCUGUUCAAAGCAGCUAACAGAGUGGCUCCGCAGCCUGGAUCUGGGCACGGGACGCACACGCACACUCGCCAGCGCUCUCUUCUGGCCACCGCAGGCACCGCGCCAGUGCCCGCGGCUCCACACAGACACGCAGGCGCACACCAUUAAAGAGAGAGCGCUCGGAGGGUCAGCAAUUGCUGCCCCUGAGGACCGCCAGGCUUGCUUCCCAGAACCCACAGGGCACCUUCUACCAUCCAAACUCCCAAUUCCACGGCACCCAGGCUUUCAUAUGGUACACACGUGUGCAGCCAACACACAAAUUUGUUUUACAUCGUAAAUCUUUAAAAAGUAGCUGGACAAAGCAACUCAUGCCUUUAAUCCCAGGCAGAGGCAGGUGGAUCACUGAGAGCUUGGGGCCAGCCUGCUCUACAGAGUGAGUUCUAGGACAGCCAGAGCUACAUAGUGAGACUGUCUCAAAAAUAAGUAAUGAAACACUUAAAAUUUGGACUGGCUAAAUGGCUCAGUGGACAAGGGAAUGUUCCAUUCUCAGAACCCACAGGUUAGGAGGUGAGAAAACGGCCUCAAGCUGACUCUGCCUGUCUGCCAUAGCGCACACCACGAAUAUAAUAAUGAUCUUUUUAAUCGUUAAAAUUCCUUCUUAGCCUCCCAAAGUAUCAUUCGCUAGUUACCGUAAGAAGUGGAAUCCGAGGCCACCAUGUGCUAAGCAGAUGCCCUGCAAAUGAGCUGCAUCUCCUCGUUACCACAGAUGCCGGAGUCAGAGUGGGUGCCGCGCAGCUGGCCAGAGCGGGCCGAGAAUGGGCAUUUACGCUGGGCAUUUAUGGUUGUCUAGCGGGCUUACGUCCCGAGCUCCUGGGAGAGCUGUACUCUCUGCCUGCUUCUCCCCUGCUGCUCCUGUGCGGCGUCACUACAGACCUAAACUCCAGAGCAAAGCCACGCGUUCCAUACCUCAACAGCUGGUCCUUUGCAUGUGCAGAGAUGCCACUGCUGACCAGGAAAGCAGCAUGUGACUUUGGACUUGUUUUCAACAAGACUGUGAAGCGCAGCUGCCCUUGUGGCCUGGAGGCUGGGAGUGAAAGGAAGGAAAGAGGGAACCCUAUUUCUGUUCAGCUGUUCCCCCCAGAGCUGGUGGAGCACAUUGUGUCCUUCCUCCCAGUCAAAGACGUUGUGGCCCUGGGCCAGACUUGCCACUACUUCCACGAAGUGUGUGACGCCGAGGGCGUGUGGAGGCGCAUCUGUCGAAGCCUGAGCCCACGCCUCCGAGACCAGGGCUCUGGUGCCCGGCCUUGGAAGAGAGCUGCCAUCCUUAACUAUACAAAGGGCCUGUAUUUCCAGGCAUUCGGAGGGCGCCGCAGAUGUCUCAGCAAGAGUGUGGCCCCCAUGCUGGCCCACGGCUACCGCCGCUUCUUACCCACGAAGGACCACGUGUUCAUCCUCGACUACGUGGGGACUCUCUUCUUCCUCAAAAACGCGCUGGUGUCGUCCACCCUCGGCCAGAUCCAGUGGAAGCGGGCCUGCCGCUAUGUGGUGCUGUGUCGAGGCGCUAAGGAUUUUGCCUCCGACCCGCGAUGUGACACGGUGUACCGCAAAUACCUCUAUGUCCUGGCCACCCGGGAGCAGCCGGCGGUGGUGGGCGCCACUGGCAGCCGGGCCUGUGACUGUGUGGAGGUCUAUCUGCAGUCCAGCGGGCAGCGGGUCUUCAAGAUGACGUUCCACCACUCCAUGAGCUUCAAGCAGAUCGUGCUGGUCGGCCAGGAGACGCAGCGGGCCCUCCUGCUCCUCACAGAGGAAGGGAAGAUCUACUCCCUGGUGGUGAACGAGACCCAGCUGGACCAGCCGCGCUCUUACACGGUGCAGCUGGCGCUCAGGAAGGUGUCCCGUUGCCUGCCGCACCUGCGCGUGGCCUGCAUGGCCUCCAAUCAGAGCAGCACCCUGUACAUCACGGACCAGGGGGGAGUGUAUUUUGAGGUGCACACCCCAGGGGUGUAUCGUGAUCUCUUUGGGACCCUUCAAGCCUUUGACCCCCUGGACCAUCAGAUGCCGCUUGCUCUGUCCCUGCCUGCCAAGGUCCUGUUCUGUGCUCUUGGCUACAAUCAUCUUGGCCUGGUGGAUGAGUUUGGCCGGAUCUUCAUGCAGGGAAAUAACAGAUACGGGCAGCUGGGCACUGGAGACAAAAUGGACCGAGGGGAACCCACACAGGUUCAUUAUUUGCAACGCCCCAUUGCCCUGUGGUGUGGCCUCAACCAUUCCUUGGUGCUGAGUCAGACCUCGGAUUUCAGCAAGGAGCUGCUGGGGUGCGGCUGUGGGGCCGGAGGCCGCCUUCCUGGCUGGCCGAAGGGGAGUGCCUCCUUUGUCAAGCUGCAGAUCAAGGUCCCCCUGUGUGCCUGCUCCCUCUGCUCCACCAGAGAGUGUCUGUACAUGCUGUCCAGCUACGACAUCGAGCGGUGCCCGGCCUACCGAGACCUGCCAGCCAGCAGGGCCUCGGGAAGCCCGGAGCCCAGCCAGGCGGCUGGAGCCCCCCAAGACCCUGGGGGGACAGCCCAGGCCUGUGAGGAGUACCUCAGCCAGAUCCACAGCUGCCCCACGCUGCAGGACCGGAUGGCGAAGAUGAAGGAGAUUGUGGGCUGGAUGCCCUUGAUGGCUGCCCAGAAGGAUUUCUUCUGGGCCGCGCUGGACAUGCUGCAGAGGGCUGCGGGUGCGGGCGGUCCAGGCACCUCGGCCUCUGAGAGCUGACCCCUCCCCCUCGCCUCUACUCCUGAGGAGGUCAGGCCCUGGGCUAGGGCUGAGGAGAGCCGGAGUGACAAAGAAGACUGUGUGUACGGGGGUGGGGGUGGGGCGGGUGGCACGGAGCAGUGCUGGACAUGGCGAGGUAGCGUAGGGAACUCUCUAUAAUGUGCAGGGGGCUGCCCAGGAGGGGCCCCCGACCCCACUAUCAUGGGCAGGAAAUUUGAUGGACAGUAGAA
Messenger RNA from Psammomys obesus (fat sand rat), 4360 nucleotides. It is a transcript of the gene Fbxo24, whose product is annotated as F-box protein 24. Gene Ontology annotation, molecular function: protein binding. The coding region runs from base 2376 to 4130 and encodes 584 amino acids. Lineage: Eukaryota; Metazoa; Chordata; Mammalia; Rodentia; Muridae. The record is from RefSeq and is a predicted model, not a curated record. The transcript is spliced from 10 exons.